UCGAUGUCAUCGUGGACGUUCGACGCCUCAAGUCUCCUCUUCCUUCGACGAUCCCUUGUUUCUACCCUUCUCGUCGCGCAAACUACCCCGAGGAUCCUGGAUCCAUGAUCGUUUGUCCCUUCGGUCUGGAACACGGUCGAUCCGUAGUCGAAUAUUUCGUACAUCGCCUAAACCUAAAAGAUUCGUCUCUCGAGAAGAACCGCUUUUUCCGCUCGUUGUAAUCUAGGUCUGGUUCGACGAUUUAUUUCCGCACUGAGCAUGAACUUCGCUCGUUCGGAAGACGCGAAGGAACGUACGUGUGUAGUGAAUUAACGUGUCCGUCGGUGGAAAGCAUCGACGAAGAUUGGUUUCCCCGUCUCUCGAAAUCCAUCAGAACUUUUCGCAGACGCGAGGGAGUCUUUUGCGGACAAUGGGAACAAUGAGGAACAAUUUUGCCAGGGUCUUUGUGCUCCUGCUGGUCCUGAUGCCUCCGACGAGUCAAUCUUUCCCGCACGGCAAAGAAAAUUCCUCGAGAAGAAACAGUUUAGCCAACACUUUAACCCCGAAGGCUCCAUCGGCGUCCACGACUUACGAGUGUCUCUUCGUGGACGAGAACCUGCCUACCUGCGACGUUAAAUGGAUGCUGGGCGAGGACGAGGACGAGGACUCCGCGGAUUUGACGACAGUUCGAGAAAAGAGAGAUUUGAACGCGAAGCUUGACGAACUUACGGAGUCACGCCCGAGGGCCAAAAACGUCGACGCUUUUCCGAUGACGCGAGUCAUAGUUUACGCCUUCGAGGGUUGCAUACCACCUAUUCCACACGACAGGUUGCAUUUUUUGAUGCCACUUUGCGAGGGAAUUGCUCUGGACAAAAUCGUGGGGGUGGAGAGAUUUUAUCCCUUCGCGGUGAAGGGUGUGAAAAAUCCACCGUUUGUCUUCCCGGAAGUGACCCACGACCAAUGGUUGCGCAUGAAGACGCGACUUGGAAAUCACGUUUCGUCGAAUGCACGCAACAAGAAGCAUCGCGCGGCCAUUUCCGCGGAAGCUGCGAUCAACGAAACGUCUCACGGCCGCACGGAUGAGCUUAUGAGGGCAGCGACGACGAAGGAAACGAUGCCGAACGCGAUCGUCGCCAAUACGAACGUCUCGAACGGAUCGUCGUCGAGGGGGCUCAUUCGUAGCAUCUGGUCGAAACCUGCGGCAUCGACGGGCACAGAGAGGAGGAUAAUCGGGGAAAUCGAGCACAACGAAUCGCAAACGUCUUACGCCACGUCGAGUAUCGAGAACAGGAGCCGCGAUCCUCCUAGAAUUCCGAGCGACGCGUGGUCGAGAAACGGGAUCGCCGUGGAUCGGGGAAAUAAAAUGGAAUCGCGACCGAGGAAGAAGUCCCGCGGCCAUUCCAGGUGGAAAAUUCCCAACAAAGCCGAUCGUCGCCGAGAAAUGACCGUCGUGGAUCGUAAGAAGCCGAGCACGGACGAUAAAAACGAGAAUCUGGACGCGAUUCCAGCGCCUCCGCUCGUUAAACCGCCGAGGACGUCGAUCGCGACGAAUCGCGUCGAUCGCAAGAAGAUGGCUGUCGACGAGACGGGGAAUCACGACGAUUCCAAGCACUUUUUGAAACCAUUACUCGAUACGCGGACGGAGGAUCGUGGAAUCGUGAACGGAUCGAACGAUCUGCUGACAGAGGAGCAAGCGAUCGAGGAAGAAUUUAGAAGGAAGAGAGAUAUAAGGCUGAGAGAGAAGGAUUCGAACCAACUGAUGGUAGACGAAACGAAGAGUCGAGGAGUCGGUGGUAAAUCGUUCGUUCGACGAUUCAGAAAGCUCGAGGGGAACUCUGAGAUCGAGAAGUCGGUUCCUGAUAAGUCGAGGAUGUUUUUUAAUGGACGCGGUAUCGCUGGUUCCGAAAGUGAUUCCGCGAUUCCGAAUCGUAGGACGAAGAGCCGGCCAAUGAAAGGCACUGUUCGUGGAAAGAUAGACGAGUUCGUUAACUUGAAAGCGACGUCGCGGAAAAGAUCGUCGAAGGAAUCAGCGACGAAGAAGAAGUAUUGAAAUUACUUGGAGCCGCUCUCGUCUCGAAUGGACCGAGAGAAACGAGGGACAUUUUUCUUGAAAAACUAUGUAAGAACUAGGAUUAGGAUUAGGAUUUCUCGUCGAACUGAUCUCUAUUCAAAUGCUCGAACACCCAAGUGAUUCAAAUAUAUUGUGCAGUGAUCGAAUUGUGAGAUUCGAACAGUGUGACGUGGAUCGUUUCUUCAUCGAUCCUUUUUAAAACAUUAUGAUCUAAGAUAUUAUACGACAUUUGUAUGCUAGGAAUAAAACUAGCGCGUUUACGUUUCACGGCCGUAAGUAACCCCAAACCAUACGCUAAUGUAAAACGUUUAUACAAAAUUGAUUAAAGCAACGUUCCCCAAUGUUGUAUGAAAAAAUCGUAAUUAAUAAUUAAACCAAUAAAAUAGCGAUAGAUGAAAUGAUUGUCGUUUAGGUGAAGGUAACCCCACGUGGCUAAAUUGGUUCCCUCUGCUUUA
Messenger RNA from Colletes gigas, 2505 nucleotides. RefSeq lists its product as uncharacterized. Lineage: Eukaryota; Metazoa; Arthropoda; Insecta; Hymenoptera; Colletidae. The transcript has 5 exons. Bases 410 to 2029 code for a protein of 539 amino acids. The record is from RefSeq and is a predicted model, not a curated record.